Messenger RNA from Rhineura floridana, 619 nucleotides. It is a transcript of the gene RPS16, whose product is annotated as ribosomal protein S16. The record is from RefSeq and is a predicted model, not a curated record. Bases 126 to 566 code for a protein of 146 amino acids. Gene Ontology annotation, cellular component: cytosolic small ribosomal subunit; ribosome. Gene Ontology annotation, molecular function: structural constituent of ribosome; RNA binding. Gene Ontology annotation, biological process: translation; maturation of SSU-rRNA from tricistronic rRNA transcript (SSU-rRNA, 5.8S rRNA, LSU-rRNA). Lineage: Eukaryota; Metazoa; Chordata; Lepidosauria; Squamata; Rhineuridae. The transcript has 6 exons.
AAAACGCGCGGCGUCGCGUUGCCGGAAACUACGUUAGAAUUUGUGACCGAGCCAGCCCCUGCGAGAUAGGCCUGGGAAACCCCUGCACUUCCUUUCUCUUCCGCUGUCGCUGACGACGAGGCGCCAUGCCGGCUAAGGGACCCCUCCAGAGCGUGCAGGUUUUCGGCAGGAAGAAAACUGCUACUGCAGUUGCACACUGCAAAAGAGGAAAUGGACUCAUUAAGGUGAAUGGAAGGCCUCUGGAAAUGAUAGAGCCCAGAACUCUGCAGUACAAACUGCUUGAACCAGUUCUCCUUUUGGGCAAGGAGCGCUUUGCAGGAGUUGACAUCAGAGUCCGUGUGAAGGGUGGUGGUCAUGUAGCACAGAUAUACGCAAUUCGGCAGUCUAUUUCCAAAGCAUUGGUGGCUUAUUACCAGAAAUAUGUUGAUGAAGCUUCCAAGAAGGAGAUAAAGGAUAUUCUUAUCCAGUAUGAUAGGACCCUUUUGGUUGCUGAUCCUCGUCGUUGUGAAUCCAAGAAGUUUGGUGGACCUGGUGCUCGUGCACGUUACCAGAAGUCUUACCGUUAAAAGAAAAUUAUGCAUUUCAUUCAGUCUUUUAAAUAAAGAUGGAGAAAAUUGAA